AUGGCUGCACAAGGCAUUGGGGAGAAGUUGGCGUCUUCUGUUCCUCAAGCACUCGGCGCUCGAGAAUUUAUGAUUGAACGCUUGAUUCUCAGAGAUAAUACACGCGAAUUAUUACGUGAAAAUGGUCGGGAAGAUGAAUUCGAAAGUGAUUUACUUGAUUUAACUGAAUGCACGUGUGGCAUGGAUACGUAUGAUCCUGCGAAGUGCAAAUGUCGAGCUCGCGAAGGAAUCAUGCUUCUUGCACAAUUCUAUUAUGAUACGGAACAGUACCACAAAGCGUGGAAAUGGUAUUCAAAAAUUAAGGAUGUCGAUCUACGUGCCAUGUAUCAACUGGCUACAAUGGGUUUUGAUGAACAAGGACCGCCUGGAUUCACCCCGGAUGAUGCGUAUCAAAUGAUGGUCGAAAUCGCAGCAAAAGGCAAAGAUCCUAACUGCUUUGUUGUACCAUAUGCUGAAUUUCACAUUGGCAAAGCUUUCUUUCAAGGCUUCGGUGUUGCACAUUCCGAAGAUAAAGCUGAACAUUGGUGGCUAUUAGCAGCCAAUGGCGAUGGACAUGAUCCAGUUGUAGAAGCUCAAACCGCUCUCGCGUUUUACUAUUCACGCAAAAGUUCAUUUGUGUAUGAUUUAAAGAAAGCUUGGUAUUGGCAUAAUCAAGCAGCACAGCGUGGUUCGCUUGAAAGUCUUGGUGCUGUAGGUGCGAUGAGUUUAUUUGGUGUUGGUACAACGAAAAAUAUUAAUCAAGCUAUUGAUUAUCUCCGUCAAGCAUCAGAACGAGGCAAUAUCUAUGCUAUGGGACUACUUGUUUAUGCAUAUUACAAUCGAAAACUAUAUACAAAAGCAACUGAUUUAGCGAAACGAGUAGCUGCGUUGGAUAAUAUUGAUGAGUUAUCUCGAGUAUCUUGUUGCUUACCACAAUAUAUUCGAAAAGGUAUUGCUAUCGCCAUAUUUAUUCUCGGCAGAUGCCUCGAACUUGGAUUUGGAGUAAAAAAAGAUACAGAACAAUCUGCGUUAAUGUAUAAAAAAUGCUUCCAAUACGAUCCAGAUGCUUGUCAACUAUUACAAGAUUAUUUAACACACGAAAAGAUUUGA
Adineta ricciae is the source of this 1089-nucleotide messenger RNA. Lineage: Eukaryota; Metazoa; Rotifera; Eurotatoria; Adinetida; Adinetidae. The record is from the annotation of a GenBank genome assembly.